AGAGAAAGAGAGCGGAAAAGCUCUUAUUUAUCCCCCGAUAUGGACGUACUCUACAUGCAUAUAUGUGACGGAUCUCCCGAGAGACAAUUGCCUGCCGACGAGAGACGUCUCGACUGCGCGUGCGCGUCGAUAUUGCGAUAUUAACGUUACUCUUUUCGUUAUUAUUCCGCUGAUAUUUCAAACGUAAUUCAAUUUUCGUUUCUUUCAUUCAAAACAAAUUUCUUUUCUACGAACUAUUCAUUUGUUCUUCCUUCGUUUAUAUAUUCACUAUUUUUCUCUAUCUAUAUUUUUUUUUUCCCAAUUACUUAGCUUGAAAAUGUAUCGAUGUUCUGCGAACUUAUUUUGCAAAUGUCAAAAGAUGAAUGUUGAUGAUCAUCAAGUGAGAGAGUGUUCGCGAUUAUACGAAGUUUGAUCACAGUUUAUCAUCUUAAUUUAACUAUUAUAAACAAGAGUUCUAAGUGAGCAUAACGUUUCCGCGACGUUAUACACACCCAUAUAGUAAUGGUGUAUCACAAUGAUGUAAUGUUGUUCACGUUUUUAACGAAUUCGUAUGAAUUUAAAGUAAAUCUAGUGAGAUCGAAUACACGUGAGAUUACUGAUCUUUUCGAAAGUUGAAAUUACUCUGCAACGAAACGACGAUGAUUGUUACUUUUAUUGACAAAUUUACAUACCUUCUACAUCGUUUAUAAACUUAUGUGGACCUGUGAUUUGUGUGAUUGAAAAUAGAGCUUCGAAUAUUGAAGAAUGCCACCAAAAAAGAACGCCGGCGGUAAAGCUGGUAAAUCCAAAAAUUCGGAAGAAAGUGGAAAAGGAGAAAAAGCAGAAAAAAAAGGUGGAUCUACUGUAAAAGUUAGGCACAUAUUAUGUGAAAAGCAAUCUAAGAUAUUGGAAGCUAUGGAAAAACUAAAGGCUGGACAAAAGUUUAAUGAAGUAGCAGCAACAUAUAGCGAAGACAAAGCACGAUCUGGGGGGGAUCUUGGAUGGAUGACGCGUGGUUCUAUGGUUGGACCUUUUCAAGAAGCAGCUUUUGCACUGCCCAUUUCUAAUUUAAGUUCUCCAAUUUAUACGGAUCCUCCAGUUAAAACGAAGUUUGGUUAUCAUAUAAUAAUGGUAGAAGGUAAAAAAUAAUCUUAUAGUAGUAAGAUUUCAUUUGUAUUCGUUUGAUUGUUAAAUUACAAGAUUAUUAAAAGUUUUUUACGUGGUA
Molecule: messenger RNA, 1204 nt
Organism: Vespula vulgaris
Lineage: Eukaryota; Metazoa; Arthropoda; Insecta; Hymenoptera; Vespidae
Product: peptidyl-prolyl cis-trans isomerase NIMA-interacting 4
Exons: 4
Coding region: 745-1128 (127 amino acids)
Biological process (GO): rRNA processing
Molecular function (GO): peptidyl-prolyl cis-trans isomerase activity; DNA binding
Source: RefSeq, a predicted model, not a curated record